This is a messenger RNA of Carica papaya (papaya), 1682 nucleotides long. Its product is annotated as 4-coumarate--CoA ligase 2-like. The record is from RefSeq and is a predicted model, not a curated record. Gene Ontology annotation, molecular function: 4-coumarate-CoA ligase activity. Lineage: Eukaryota; Viridiplantae; Streptophyta; Magnoliopsida; Brassicales; Caricaceae.
AAACAUUUCCGACGUAGCCUCCAGGCCUUGUCUCAUCAAUGGACCCACCGGAGAUAUCCUCACGUACGCUGAAGUCGAGCUCAUAUCGCGUAAAAUUGCUUCGGGUCUCAACAAGCUCGGAAUUCAACAGGGUGAGGUCAUCAUGCUCUUGCUCCCAAACUCGCCGGAGUUCGUGCUUUCUUUCUUAGGCGCUUCCUAUCGCGGCGCCGUCGCCACCGCCGCCAACCCUUUCUUCACGCCGGCCGAGAUUGGAAAACAAGUCAAAGCCUCCGGCGCCAAGCUGGUAAUCACCCAGGCUUGUUACGUCGAUAAAGUUAAGGAAUUUGAAGCGAAUGAUGUUAAAAUCAUGUGCAUCGACUCAGCUCCAGACGGGUGUCUAUCUUUCUCCGAGCUAGCUCAAGCCGACGAGAACGAGUUGCCCGACGUGGAGAUCAAACCAGACGACGUCGUAGCACUGCCUUACUCGUCUGGAACAACUGGGUUACCAAAGGGCGUGAUGUUAACCCACAAAGGGUUGGUGACGAGUGUGGCUCAGCAGGUAGACGGAGACAAUCCAAAUCUGUAUUACAACAGCGAAGAUGUGAUACUCUGCGUUUUGCCCAUGUUUCAUAUUUACGCAUUGAAUUCAAUUAUGCUGUGCGGGUUACGGGUCGGGGCUUCGAUUCUGAUAAUGCCCAAGUUCGAGAUCGGAACGUUGUUGGGGUUGAUUGAGAAAUACAGAGUGACGGUCAUGCCGGCGGUGCCACCCAUAGUUUUGGCAAUUGCAAAGUCGCCGGAAACAGAGAAGUAUGAUUUGACGUCCGUUAGGUUGAUGAAGUCCGGUGCGGCACCGUUGGGGAAGGAGCUUGAAGAUGCUGUAAGAGCUAAGUUUCCUAACGCCAGACUUGGUCAGGGGUAUGGGAUGACGGAAGCAGGGCCAGUGCUGGCGAUGGGGUUAGGAUUUGCGAAAGAACCUUUUGAAGUAAAAUCAGGAGCUUGUGGAACUGUUGUGAGAAAUGCAGAGAUGAAGAUCGUUGACCCAGAAACCGGUUCUUCCCUACCCCGGAAUCAAGCCGGAGAGAUUUGCAUCAGGGGAGAUCAGAUCAUGAAGGGUUACUUGAACGACUCAGAAGCAACUGCAAGAACCAUAGACAAAGAAGGAUGGUUGCACACAGGAGACAUCGGAUAUAUCGACGACGACGAGGAGUUGUUCAUCGUAGAUCGACUAAAAGAGUUGAUCAAAUACAAAGGCUUUCAAGUUGCUCCUGCUGAAUUAGAAGCAAUGCUGAUUGCUCAUUCUGAUAUUUCAGAUGCUGCUGUUGUUGGGAUGAAAGAUGAUGCAGCAGGAGAAGUCCCAGUUGCAUUUGUGGUGAAGUCUAAAGAUUCCCAAUUAUCCGAAGAUGAUAUCAAGAAGUAUAUUUCUAAACAGGUGGUGUUUUAUAAGAGAGUAAGCCGUGUAUUUUUCGUGGAGUCAAUUCCGAAAGCUCCAUCAGGGAAGAUACUGAGGAAGGAACUGAGAGCACGACUGGCUGCUGAAUCUUCUUAAUCACAAUUAAACCACCUAAUCCAUUUUUAAUGGUGGAGUUAUGUGUUUUUUUUUUUUUUUUCUGUUUUUUUUGUAAAGGUGACGAACGUCAUAAAAGAGUUUGUGGUGUUCACAAACUUUUUCUUUUUUAGAAAAAAAAAAAAAUUUAUAUACCAAU